UUUGGUGCCGUAGGGACCGCUGCACGUGCCGCCAGGUUCCAGGGUUAGCUUGCUUAUCGUGUUGUUUAUGAGGUUGUUACGGUUUCGUUUCAGAAAAAUCUUUGGAUAUUCGUGUCUCUGUGAAUCACUCAUUUAACUUUUUAGCAGUGUCUCUUCUCUGAAAGUUAAAACGGUCAAACCUCGCGAGGAAAUAGUGCUUCUGCUUUCCUUGGAAAGUCUAGUUUACUUACUUAUUUACCUUCUCGAUUCGGCUUUUAUAUUGUGUUAAUAUUUACCCCCAAGUGUGUGAUUGUGUCUCUGGUUUGAUAUUGUCAACUUUUCUGAAGUUUGUUUUGCAUUCUCCCGGACAACUGUGGUCCUUCGUUCUUUUCUCGCGUGUUUUGUUGACUGUAUUUUAAAUCAAUUCUAAGUGUCCUGUGGAAGUGUCAACGAUUCUUGUUGUCCUGCCGCACAUUUAUCAUUGGAAUAAGUCUACUUUGGAGAACGAUUCAUCAAUCUGAAGAUCCCGCGCAUGGCGUCCUGAUUGUCAUUCCGCACCUUCUCGGUCGCAGAACGGGAUGGCCCGGGCUGGGAUGACAAGAUGGAGGAGCAGAAAUACAACAGCCGGCAAUGAGGGGAACGAUGAGGUGCAGAGGUCUCUGGAGCUGCUGGACCGCGUUUUAUCGGAAUUCGACGACUUGGAGAACGGGAACUCGAACAGCCCGGUGGGCGUCACGACGGCGGUCAGAUCCCAGUCGGCCCCGGCGACAACGACGACAAGAACGAGCGGGAGCAGCGAGACAGAGACCCCCCUCGGGGGCGGCUCCCCGGAGGACGAGAGCCCCUCGCUCGGGCACCAGUCCGAGGACGACGGCUACAUGAGCAUGAACGGGAAGCGAACCAAAUUGCUCCUCAACUUCCGAGAGAACGGCCCCGUCAUCCUGCCCCCGGGCCCCCCGCCGCCCCCGGCGCCCGACCCCGACCCGGAGCCCCCGCCGCCCCCGCCCCACGCCCACAACGCCUACCACGCCGCCGAUCAGCCCGAUUUCCCGCCGCCCCCCGAGGAGGCGGAGCGCAUCAUCUCCACCCUCCUUCCAAGAGUUUCACCCGGAAAUUCUAUUCAGAGAAGUAACUGGAGGCGAAAAGAGGAGAUCCUAAAAAAAGUUAGCCACAGCUUUCAGGGACCGAUUUCGGACGAAUGCAGAGUUAGUUCAGCGACACAAACAACCCUGGUAGGCCUUAUUUUUCAUUUUGUCUCAGUCCUUGAAUCCUUAAACAUAUUAUGUCAACGCCAAGUUUUUAAAACAUCACNGGGCCCCCCGCCGCCCCCGGCGCCCGACCCCGACCCGGAGCCCCCGCCGCCCCCGCCCCACGCCCACAACGCCUACCACGCCGCCGAUCAGCCCGAUUUCCCGCCGCCCCCCGAGGAGGCGGAGCGCAUCAUCUCCACCCUCCUUCCAAGAGUUUCACCCGGAAAUUCUAUUCAGAGAAGUAACUGGAGGCGAAAAGAGGAGAUCCUAAAAAAAGUGAGCCACAGCUUUCAGGGACCGAUUUCGGACGAAUGCAGAGUUAGUUCAGCGACUCAAACAACCCUGCCCAAAACGCGGCACCAGAGGCCGUACGGUUGGGAGACGGACAACGCCUCGACGCCGAAGGCGAAGCGGGAGCGCUACGCGCACGGAGGGAAGAAGUUCGGGAGCCUGCCGUACGACGGGGUGGUGCACUUCCCGCCGUGCGUCCCGGGGUGGCUCGUGCGCCAGGGCCCGGGGCCGCUCCCGCCGCGGACGAUCCCGGCCGCGGUCGGGCGACACCGGGAGGUGCGGAGGUGCGACUCGGCCGACUGCGACAUGGACCAGUCCUACGGCAACGGGCUCAAGCCCCUGUCCGAGCUGACCGACGACGAGCUGGCCGCCUUCUCCGACGACUCCCUGGAGGACAUGGCGGCGCCCCUUCAGAACGCCCCGAGCAAGAGGAGCAGCAUCGCCUGGGAGGUCCCGCUCAACGACCCGGAGGAGGAGGCCCUCUACACACCUGGAAGUACAAAAGUCAUCGGCAGGAGGAGGAGGAAGUCGACGGAUCAGUCCAGUAACUAUAGUUCAGGAUCUAUGUCAAGAAUGCGAGAACUUGAUGAUUGGCCGGAUCCUCCUUUCUCUCCAUCCCCUCGCCCAGACAGUCGGCGAGAGGACAUUUACUCUCAUCCAAUGGAAUUUUCACCAUCGGAUCUGACACCAAGUGGGACGUAUGUGAUACGCCGCGGUCGGAAAAAAGAAAGAAAAGCCGUACUAAGUGUAAUUCACAGAGAUGAGCUACCCAAGCCAAACGCAAAUAACGGAGACUUAAAAAGAUGUAGCUCCACUUUUGAUAAUAUAAAAUCGCUACUUAAAGAAGGUUUAAUAGACGGACUGGAUGAAACUCCACCAGAUUUCCUCCCUCCAUCACCGCCAAACAUGGCCAGAGUAGUAUCUUUACCUACCCUCACCAUCGAUGAGAAAGAUGAAGACAAAUUAGAAACAGACUCGGACAAUAAAAAUCAAAAUAGAACUUUAGGAUUAAGUUUAUCUUCAUCUAGUAUCUCAGCUGACAAAUUUAAUGAUGAAUUAGAUGAGAGCAUGGAUUUAGAAUCAUUAGAACCAGAUAUAAAUCCCGCACCAUCAGAGCAUAACUCGUGUGAUGAAAAUAAGAAGCUUUCUAAAUCGUGCCAUGCCAGCGGGAACCUAGUUUAUCAUGUAAAUGGUGACAUUUAUGAAGAUACUGAAACAGAUAAAUCCGAAAGUGAAGUGCCUAAUGAGGAAACAUCAAAAUUUAAGGCCCAAGUAGAUGAUAGUAAAUUCGAAAAUGCAGUCAAUAAUGUGUUAGAUGAUCCUUGGUGCAAAGCAACAGAAGUCAGUCAAGUCCAAGUGAUACCGGUGAAUGGGAAGUCUUCAUUGCAGCGCCAAGAAAUAAGACGGGAAGGGAGCGAGAAGUCAUCAUUACAGCGUCAAGAAUCAAGAAGGGAAGAGUGCGAAAAAUCCUCAUUACAGCGUCAAGAACUUAGAAGGGAAGAGUUCAAGAAAGUAAAUGUCAAAGAGAAGAAGGAAUCCAGGAAGUCAGAAAAACCACCCUGUGAUUUUAAAGUCAACGUUGAAGUUGUUCAGCAUGAGUUCGGCCCUCUGCCGCCAUCUCCUGUAGAAGAGGAAGAUGAUGAGUACUCAGAUAUCCUACAUUCGACAGCCAACAUGAGCUUAAAUAAAAGGAAAAAAGCUGAUACUUUACCAGAGCCAUUUUAUAGGUGUGUUGAUUCCCCAAGUAGUACUCGUAUAAGCUCAAGAUUUGCUGAGAGACCUCCUGAACCACCCCCUCACCGUGAUAUCUCGAUGAAUAGUUUGAAGACACGGUCAGUGGAUGCAGGCUUUACCAGGAAUCAUAGGAAUCAAUUUUCUGGGCAUAGGAGAGAUAUACCCUCAGAACGGCAAACUCUACCCAAUGACAUGCCUGGUCCAUCGCAGAGGAAAAUGUUUCAGAAAAGGAAUGGACACUGUUCUCGAGAAGAGAGUCACAUGCAGAACUCGUGUUCUUUACCAGAGACUCCUAUUUUCUCUCGUGGCUGUGAUAUACCACGCACUCCGCAUAGGAGAGCCCCAGAAGUUCCUGGGGUUGUCAGAACAACGCCAAGGCUGGGGAUGCAGACGACAGGGUAUCUGCAAAGAGGAAUGGGAACAGCAACUGGCCAUGGCAAUGGGGUCAUGGGCAAUAGUUUGGGUCAAGCGAUGACUGGUGCUGAACUUUUAAGACUAGCUGGUGGUCCUGGAAGAGGCUGGUAUCCAAGGCAUAGACAGCCGCGACCAGCAUCUGUCGAACAUCUCGAUAGAUUAGCCCAUUCACCUCAUCCGGGUGCACCUUGGGAAGCUAACUCAGCAAGAAAGCCACUCACUCUACCUCCUAAUCUUACCCCUAAAUUUUUCAAUCGUUCUCCCAGAGAAGCGCUACGCAGGGUCACAAGUUUACUAAUUAGGAAUAAAGGAAGCAGUAGUAAAGAAACGAGGAAGGACGAUAUGCUCUCCUCAUCGAUAAUUGGCCCGCAUGGAGAAACAAUCGGCGAGCCAAAUCCUCGGCUGAAGAGGGGAUUCUUCCGAAGUUUUUGGAAAAGGUCCCGCCACUAUUCUUUGGAGCAACAAUAGCCUUCGCUUAAAGCUGCUCCUCGAUGCUGGCAUAGCAUCAUUUUCUGCCGCUGUAAAUAAAGGAGCAGCUUUGAGCUCAGCUUGCGUCAGCGCGUGCAUUCUUCGCGCCAUAUUACUCGGUAAACCCAAUCAAGUCAUCUCAACCCCGUCUUGGAAUCUUCAAUUUUAAGCCGUUGAAUUUGUACAGGACACUCGUGUGUCUAUCUGUAGACUACAAUUAAUAUUAUUUUUAUUCUGUCCUCCCGCUCCAGCCUUUGCAUAAUGUGUAAUCCAGAAUCCUUUCCAUGAUGUCGCGCAAGAUUAUGCAAAUGUUAACCUAUCGACUCUAUUUAAUGAAUAGUUACUCAAAUCGGUGCACUAUCAAUUUUUCUAUUUUCUUCUUUUCUAGUCGCUUUAUUUAAUUUAACGGAAUUUCUAUAAAGUGAAUAAAACUUACACCCGUGCGUAUCAUAGUUCUCCCUCCUUUUUUACGAGUAAUAUUUUGAUUUACUUUUUUUUUAUUCAAAUAAAUUAUGUGUUUCUAACUACCAUGCACGCCAAUACUAAGUUGAGCGAGAAUUUUUACGGUCAGUGAUUAGGUAUGAACCAAGAUUUAAAAGUUGUAAACCCUGAGCUAAAUGUCGAGUUUAUGCAUAUUUCCAUUCAAUUUGAUUUGUCAUUGUUUUUAUACCGUACAUUUCAUUGCAUGAAAAAGUAGGUGGUGUUGAAAGUUUAAGAUCGAUACACUUAUCCCGUUAUUUUUUUAUUAAUCCCAUUUUAAUUCUUGGUAUUUUCUUUCUUUUUUGAAAUUCAGUACUUAACUUUUCAAUGAUGCCUUUUAAUACUGUCAUCUUAUCGUUAUUGACGCAUGCAAUUACAUUUGCAGACUAACUGAACUCAGGAAUCACGGUGAAAUCUUUUGCUCUCUCUCUCUCCCUCCCCUUCUCCCCCUCCCCAACUUUUCCUUCCCCCGUAAUCAACCUCUCUCCUGUGCUCUUUAGCCUUCUCCCUUUUUCCAUGAAAGGAUGAUGAAACUGCUUGAAAAAAAUACAUAAAAAAACACUUACCCUGUCCGGUACUAAAACUUAGGUAUUAUUGUAACUGAAAAUGAAUAAAUGAAUUUCGUAAUUUUUUUAAAUAUUUAAUGACUGAUUUUGAUGUGCCAUUUCUUUACUCUUCUAUAUUAACUUUCACUCGCUACUUAAAGAAUCACAGGGUACCUACUUCAUCUUACUCAAUUUUUGAACUCGCACGAUCACUACUUAACUGCACAUCUUGACAAUAUUAAUCCUUAGGGGAACAAAUAUUGUGUGAUUUACUUGAAAAGUUGUCUUAGGAAACACUGCAUGUUUUUCCCCUCUUAUUCUCAAAA
Molecule: messenger RNA, 5487 nt
Organism: Bemisia tabaci
Lineage: Eukaryota; Metazoa; Arthropoda; Insecta; Hemiptera; Aleyrodidae
Source: RefSeq, a predicted model, not a curated record